UUUCCCAUAUUAGCGUGACCGUCAUUCCACUCUCUUGCGCUGACACUCAUGAGCGUGUCACAGUCUGUGAUAGUCCAUUAGCCAUUUCCAAAAAUGAACAGCUGACGGUUGUUCUGUGCACGCUCUUUUCUCAGAUUCUGGAAGUCUCACCUACAAGUAUUAAUCACUUAGUCCUGUGCACUUUUUCAAGUGAUAUAAUCAUACUCCCGGGUUUCAUCCAUUCAAAUUCUGUGGAUAUCGACAUAAGUAGCGACUUGACCAAAAAUGUGCAUCUGAAAGUACCGUUUGUUUCGUCGCCAAUGGACACAGUCACAGAGGCGAAUAUGGCCAUUGCAAUGGCGCUUCGUGGAGGUAUCGGCUUUAUUCAUAACAAUUGUUCAAUCGCAUUCCAGUCUUCGGAAGUACGCAAGACGAAGAAAUACAGACAAGGUUUUAUUCUGGACCCAGUCGUCGUCGCACCAACCAAUACGGUUUCAGACCUUUUGCAGUUGAAAAAGAAGUAUGGUUUCAGCGGUAUGCCCGUGACUGAGAAUGGGGUGCCUGGCGGUCGCCUUGUUGGAUUAGUGAGCCUGCGUGAUAUCGAUUUUUUGGGCCCUGAUGCAAUGAAUCACCAAUUGCAGGAGUACAUGACCCCCUUCGAAGAGCUAACAACAGCAACUGCUGGAACGACCCUUUCUGAAGCAUGCGAAAUCCUUCAGAAAAGUAAACGCGGUAAGGAAAAUUGUCUUGUGUGA
Molecule: messenger RNA, 734 nt
Organism: Dicrocoelium dendriticum
Lineage: Eukaryota; Metazoa; Platyhelminthes; Trematoda; Plagiorchiida; Dicrocoeliidae
Source: the annotation of a GenBank genome assembly